AUGGCCGACAACACAAGCGGCCAAGGGCCUGCACCGCCCGGGCCGGUGAACGGGACCUAUGGACAACCUCAACCAUCCUUUCACGAGCAUUCCGUGCGGCCGUUCACGCUGCAAGAGGCACUGCCCUAUUCGCCUCAAACAUCGGUCGUGCCAUUUACUGCAGACCUGAUUCCUGAUCCCACGGUUGGGUCCGGCCUACCUGCCUCGAGCAUCGCUCAUCUCUUUAGCAACAAGGAUUUCGACCAACUCAACAGACAAGCUUCGCAGGAUCCGAACAGCAAACAAUUGAAACAUGCUGUAGACCACUUGCUUCAGGAGCUGAGACCAAACCAGCGAACAUUUUACAAGUUCAAGCAAAUCACGAAGCCGCUCACCGACCUCGAGUCAUCAAAACACAGACCCGAAGGCCUCACAAAAGGUCUGACGCCACUGAGCACCAUGGUCCUUGAAAGGGCGCCCACCUUCAUUCGACGACCAGGCGAUGGCCCGACUCGAACUACGCCAAAUGGCGAAUCUGGCGUUCACGACCAACAGCGACCGCCGAAGAAGUCAGGCUCGCCACAGGACGCGAAACGGGCCAUUUCCAACGCAGAGGCGCAUCGCCAGAAUGCAGCUCGCAUAGAGAUUGCCAUUCCCGCCAAACAGUUCGACCCGACUGCCUACGUUGCUUAUUCUGACCAGCCUUCGCCCAUCGAUCAAAGCACAGCACCCACGGCUCCUCAGCAAGCCCUUCCCCAAGGAGUUGUCAAGCUUGAACCCACUGGCACGAGUGAAGUUUCCUCCGCUCAGUCUACCGCUGCGCCAGUCAAAAGAGAGUCAGAGACUAGGAACGCCGCUUUCGCUGUUGAGCUUCCACAUACUACGUUCAACAAGGCAGAGUACGCUCACGUACCAGAUGAGAUGGAUGAGCCCCUGCAACUGUCGGUCAGACGAGAAGCCUACCACGAUAGCCAGGACGCGCUCGGGGCAAGUCUAGACCAGCGACAAAGGGCUGAGACGGCACUGCUCGACCUGGAUCGACUAGCUCGCAGUGUGUUCGACGCUGUUGGUCAUGCUUUGCAGCGCGAUCCUGGCUACGCUCACAUCGUGACCAUCACUAAUAACGGUGAUCCGGCACUUGCGAGCGACGCUCAUCAACGAUUGCAGAAAGCCGUCGAGAAGGUCAUCAGUCUGGGAAGCUAUGCUGAAGUCCCCCUGGAUGUGCUCAUGCGGAUCCAGAAGCUCAGCGAAGUGAGUGUCAAGCAGACCCUUGAGUUGGAUCUUAAACUUGAUGACAGUUGGGGCGAGUCCGAUGUCAAUAGAUGGCUAGACCAGCUUCAGCAGGUGGAGAUCGGCUUGAGGGCGGGCCGGACCAUGAUGCGUAUCAUGUGCGGCGGGCGUGAAGAAAAGCUGCUGUAUUCGGAGGAUGCCAUUAAGCAGGGCAUUGAGCUGUACAAGAAUGUCAUAGAUGGCAUUGUGGUUCCGGUGGUCGAGCUCAAGGGCAGCGGGCCGACCAGCGACCUUUUCAAACUUCUCCAACCACACAAGAAGGAACUCGCCACAAUCCUGGUCAAUUGCCAACGCCUAUUCGCGCUUCUCACGAAUCUCGUCCGAAGCAUUCAGCUCUCCGAUGUUGCUCUCGGCACUCUCGAAUUCUCUGCCUCGAGCCUGAUUUUCGUCGACAAUGCUCACUACGAGAAGGAUUCCGUGGUGGGGGUCCAGAAAUUCGACGGGAUCCGUUUGGUGGCGAUGGACAUGCUCUGCCAGAUCUUCCUUGUCAAGCCAGAUGAGCGUAAUGGCAUCUUCAACGAGCUUCUCACGUCUCUUGAGAAGUUGCCAGUCGGCAAGCAAAGCGCUAGGCAGUUCAGGUUGUCAGAAGGCGGGAACAUCCAGCCUCUCUCUGCACUCCUGAUGCGUCUCGUUCAGUCGAGCUCUGGAAAGAUACAAAACAAAGAGCAACGUGUAAGGACAUCAGAAGACGCCGACGGUGAAGAGGACGAGCUCCAAAAUGGCACCGCGACACAUGCGGGGCCCGAUCAGCAGAUCUUCACGAUUAAAUCGGAGAUCCAGGGUGCGGAUGAACACCAUACUGCCAUGACUGAAUUGGAGAAUGUCUCGAAACCUCUUGUCGACGGCGUGCAGCGGAACGCCUCUCACGUUGUCAACUUCAUUGUCAACCGGGCUCUGAAGUCAACCAAGUCUGGGGACGCACCGUUCCGCAACCUACUGGAUCUUUUCGUCGAAGACUUCACCACAUGCAUGGAUUCGCCUGACUGGCCGGCUGCCGAAUUGAUUCUCCGACAAUUGACCUACUCUAUGAUUCGCUUGUGGGAGAACGACAAAUCAGUGGCUCCUGCAAAGAACAUGGCUCUCGAACUGCUCGGUGUCAUGUGUGCAGCGGUGUCGAGGCUGCGCUCCCAUAUCAGGAAAGUUGCGGAGAGCAAAGACUCGAGCACUGGUGAUCAGUUGGGGCGGUUUCUCGCAGACCUUGCCAUGGCCGCCCUGGAGCAGAACAAUCGCGUGGAGCACUUGGUUUCCUGGUCGGGACCCUUCCGGGCUACCCUUGAGCACCUCGAGGAACGCUGCGCCGAUGACCCUCACCUCAGGGGUGCCAUCUCAUAUCUGAUCACGGAUUGGGCCGAGCGUUGCAGCUUGGCUUACCACGGCGUCGAGGAAGAUAUGGAGGAGCGUGAUCGCGAGUAUGGCCGUCUCGCCUAUCGACUCCGGAUGAUGAUCGAUGACCCUCGCUGGCUCUCCAGUGAGUAUACGUUCAAAAAAGUUGCGCCCAACCACGCCAAGCUGUCUUACUCGAUUGUAUUGCUUCGCUCUCCUUUCUGCGAGCUAUUCCCUCGUAUGCUUAACGCUCUACUUAACGCCAUGGCUAGCGAUCAGGCAUCCGUCCGAAGCAAGAGUCUGAGAAGCAUCAAUCAGCUUUUGGAGACCGACCCGGCAAUUCUCGACGGCAACUCGUUGGUCGUGGAGCUCAUCCUGAACUGUUCUAAUGAUUCUUCGCCACAAGUCCGCGACUCGGCUAUUGGCCUCAUGGGCAAGUGUAUUCAGCUACGCAGCAAUCUCGAGGAGAAGAUGAUGGAAAAAAUUCUGGAUCGCUUCGUCGACAGCGGUGUGGGAGUACGCAAGCGCGCCAUGAAACUCGCGCGUGACAUCUACCUGCGUAAUCAGAGCAAACAGGCCCGUAGCGCUAUCGCCAGCAACCUACUGCACCGUGUGCAAGACCCCGACGAGAGUGUGCGCGAUCUGGCUCGGCAGAUGAUCGAGGAGGUUUGGUUCGCGCCUUUCUAUCAUGCCGAGGACACACCCGCAUUCAAGUCCUCGCUGACCGAACACGUCGCUCUCAUGAUCCAGACGAGCAAGUCUGGGAACAUUACCGCUAUCCUAGACAAGGUGCUGCAAUCAAUCCUCGGCACGACGAACAAGGCUCAGAAAGGGCCAUUUGAGGUGAGCAUCAAACUGGUCGCCAGCAUGUUCGAGCUCAUCGACAACCUUGAUUCGGACGACCCAUCUAUUCCUCACGGGCGAGACGCAUUACAAGUUCUUCAAGUCUUUGCGAAAGCCGAUCCCAAGCUCUUCACCUUUGAGGAGAUCCGCCUCCUGAAACCACACCUGUCGAGCUAUAGCACCGUUGACGACCGGGCCGUGUUCAAAGCUGUUGCCGUCAUUUACCGCCAGGUGUUACCGCAGCUUACGAUCAAACAUGAAGAGUUUCUCAAAGAUGUUCGAACACAACUUCAAUACUGUCUCGGCAAGAUUAUCAAGCCACUCCUGGAUGAUUCAGUCGCUUGUCUCUGGAUCUUAGCCCAGUUGCUUGGCAAUCGUAUGAACUUGGCUCGUCUUGCCGGAUCCAGUCUUGCGGGGACAGUCAAGCUUCGUCAGUCGCCUCCUAACGAGAAAACUGUCCAGCUCUUCAUCCGCUACUCCCAGAUCAUUGGCGCCGUCGGCAAGCACUGCAAUCUAGACUCUGAUUGGGAUUCAUUCAAGGCCGCAGGCAGCCCGUCUCUGCCCGAUUCCAAAGACAAGUCGGUUACGAAGCUCAUGGUGGAUCAACUCUCUCCUUGGGCUGACUCAAAGAAGCCUCUGGAGGCAAGGAAGGCCGCUUUGGAGGCGAUUGGGCUCAUCUGCCAAUCGCACCCUCGCAAUUACGUGUCCCCCAACGUGAUCCCGAGAUUCGAGGCUGUCUUUUCGGAGAAGAACCCCGUCCUCGAGGAUGCUGUUUUGAGGUCCUUCAAAGAGUUCCUCAUCAGUGAGGAGCGACGAUCCGAGGCCUCUACCGCCAAACCCGCCACGGGCCCAGAUGACAAGAAGCGCAAUUUGACAGUGAUGGGCGGAACCACCCACGACGAUGUCAGCAGCGCAACUACGCAGCGCUUCCUGGAAGACAUUACGAGAAUCGCUCUAUCGUCUAAGGACGAGCACGCCUUCUUGGCCGUCGAGGUUCUCGGUAGCAUCAAUCGACAAGGCCUCACGCAUCCAAAGGAGGUUGGUGUCACGCUGAUCACUCUGGAAACCUGCCCGGUUCAUAGGAUCUCUGAGGUUGCUUACAUGGAACAUCGAGCUCUGCACGAGAAGUACGAGACCGUUGUCGAACGUGAGUACGUCAAGGCCAUCCAAGUGGCUUAUGAAUAUCAGCGCGACAUUAUAAAGGAUCCCCGCGGCGCAACGGAGAACCCUUUCCAAUCAAAACUUCAUCUGUUGAUGGAGGUUCUAAAGAUCAGCAAGUCGAAAAAUCGUCAGAAGUUCAUGACCAAACUCGUCGCUCACGUUGAUUUCGACCCGAAUAAACUGGAAACCACGGACGAAAUGCCACCUCAGAUGGGCAUCUCCCGGUUCAUCAUUGAGAACCUUGCCUUUUUCGAGUACAUGACCGUCGGAGAGGUGCAGUUGACUGUCGCCGCCAUGGAAAAGGUCGUCUCUUCGACAGGGUCUAAUCUCGCGCAUGUUAUUGAGACGGAGCUGUUCAAUGUCCGCAUGGACAUGGAUACUGAACAGCCCCUGCAACCUGUCGCGCCGAAAGAGGGACAAGUUGAGGACGAUUCAGUCGUGCAAGAACAAUCGUUUGGGCCGCCCCUUGCGAAGCUCAAUGUCACCCCUGAGCGGCUGCGGCAGCUCGGAGCCGGCGCCAUCAUUUUACUAGCGCUCUGGGAGGCGCGAACACACAUCAGGCGUCUCUACGGCAUGAACAGUAACCGCAGGGAGUCGAAGAGCAAAGCGGCUGCCAAGGAUCUCAGCAAAACACCCGUCAAGGUUCCGGGCAUCACGGGUGACAAGUUUUGGGAAGAAGUCACUUCUCAUAUCAGCGGUCUGGCUUCACAAGAGUGCCUCAUGCGCAAGUGCCGAGCCUUUGUAGAGCUCAUGAACGUUGACAAGGAGUUCAAGGUUCAGAAAGAGGACGAGGAGCUUGAUGAGGAAGAGCCCGCGACUCCCAGCGGUGGCGAAGACGAAGUGGGAACUCUCAACCGGAAGAGGAAAGCAGGUCCAGGCACGCCCGGGAGCCGCAAGAAGCAGGCGAGGAUGAACGGCCAAAAGCCGCGCGGACGACCACGAAAGGGAGCCCAGCCGACCAGCGAUGAUGAGGAUGCUGACGGAGACUUUGAUGACUUGUUCUGA
Molecule: messenger RNA, 5601 nt
Organism: Verticillium alfalfae VaMs.102
Lineage: Eukaryota; Fungi; Ascomycota; Sordariomycetes; Glomerellales; Plectosphaerellaceae
Exons: 3
Coding region: 1-5601 (1866 amino acids)
Biological process (GO): establishment of protein localization to chromatin; regulation of gene expression; establishment of mitotic sister chromatid cohesion
Cellular component (GO): Scc2-Scc4 cohesin loading complex
Molecular function (GO): chromatin binding
Source: RefSeq, a predicted model, not a curated record